UCUCCGCUUUCCCCUGAUUUCCACCGAGCAAAAGAGGUUCCCGCACGAGCGCUGCUGGGGUUUUGUUUCCCUCUCCGGCUACCAAACGUUUCCCGCAUUUGUUUUUAAUAAACAGGCUCUACAUUUUUCUCUGUGGAGGAAAGUUGGGAAGGGAAUGAGCAGCAGGGGAAAUCUACCGUGACUUUUUUUCGGAGGAGAAAGUGGCCCCCCGGUGCCAACAGGGCAGAUAGUUGGUGCCGCUGUCUGUCUGUCUGCAGCGUAGCGGAUCAUCACUGGGGAGAAAAGCUAGCUUACUUCUUCUGUAUGUCGCCUCGGAAAUAACACCACAGCGCCAAGAUGGACCUGAAGCUGCUUUUGGUAUCCACAUUGUUAGGAGUCUUUUGUUUCAGUAAUGCUCAGAAAGAGGGGAACGAGUGCAUCAAUGCCAACGCCAAAUACUGCGGGGAGUGCAUCCAGGCUGGAGCCAAAUGUGGCUGGUGCAAAGACCCGGACUUCCUGAAACAGGGUGAGACCGUGUCGACCCGCUGUGACGAGCUGCAGUCCCUGAUAAAAAGGGGCUGUGAUGAUGCAAUGAUAGAGAACCCUCGCGGGGAUCAGAAGACCCUGAUGAACACACCGGUGACAAACCGUGGAAAGGGAGUCGGGAAACAAAAGUCCAAAGCGAGACUGAAACUGAAGCCAGAGGAGAUCACUCAGAUCCAGCCACAGAAACUCAGCCUCACCCUCCGAUCCGGUGAGCCCCAGUCCUUUGACUUGAAGUUCAAACGAGCGGAGGAUUACCCCAUCGACCUGUACUACUUGAUGGACCUGUCCUACUCCAUGAAGGACGAUCUGGAGAACGUCAAGAACCUGGGAACCAGUCUAAUGCUGGAGAUGUCAAAGAUCACUUCGGACUUCAGGAUAGGUUUCGGUUCCUUUGUGGAGAAGACGGUCAUGCCAUACAUCAGCACCACCCCGGCCAAGCUGCUGAACCCAUGCACGGGCGACCAGAACUGCACCAGCCCGUUCAGCUACAAGAACGUGCUGAAGCUCACCAGCGACGGCAACAGGUUCAACACCCUGGUGGGCAAGCAGCACAUCUCUGGAAACCUGGACUCUCCUGAGGGCGGGUUCGAUGCCAUCAUGCAGGUUGCUGUGUGUGGGGACCACAUUGGGUGGAGGAAUGUGACUCGCCUGCUGGUGUUCUCCACCGACGCUGGCUUCCACUUUGCUGGCGAUGGGAAACUGGGUGGCAUCGUCCUGCCCAAUGACGGAAAAUGUCACUUGGAGAAUAAUAUUUAUACCAUGAGCCACUACUAUGACUAUCCCUCCAUUGCUCACCUGGUUCAGAAGCUGAGCGACAACAACAUUCAGACCAUCUUCGCAGUCACAAAGGACUUCCAGCCUGUUUAUAAAGAGCUGAAAAAUCUGAUACCAAAAUCUGCAGUGGGUACUUUAUCUGCCAACUCCAGCAAUGUCAUCAACCUCAUUAUAGACGCCUACAAUUCGCUGUCCUCCGAGGUCAUUCUGGAGAAUAGCAAGCUUCCAGAGGGAGUGACCAUAGCUUACACAUCGCACUGUAAGAACGGAGUGGUUAAUGAGGGGGAAAAUGGACGGAAGUGCUCCAACAUCUCCAUCGGAGAUCAGGUCAUGUUUAACAUCAGUGUGACAUCUAAGGGCUGUCCCAAGCAAGACAAGCCUGAAACCAUCAAGAUCAAGCCCCUGGGAUUCACAGAGGAGGUGGAGAUCAUCCUCAACUUCAUCUGUGAGUGUGAAUGCAACAAGGACGGCAUCAAGGACAGUCCAGACUGCCACUUCGGUAACGGGACCUACGAGUGUGGAGCCUGCAAGUGUAAUGACGGGCGCGUGGGCAGACAGUGUGAGUGCAGCAGCAACGAUGUGGCCACAGAGGACAUGGACCGGACCUGUAGAAAAGACAACGGCACCGACAUCUGCAGCAACAACGGAGACUGUGUGUGCGGCACGUGUGAGUGCAAAAAGAGAGAUAACCCCGAGGAGAGGUACAGCGGCCAGUACUGCGACUGUGACAACUUCAACUGUGACCGCUCUGGAAACAAGCUGUGUGGAGGGCAUGGACGCUGUGAGUGCAGAGUGUGUGUCUGUGACCCCAUGUGGAACGGAAGUGCCUGUGAUUGUUCCCUGGACAACAGCACGUGUAUGGCCAGCAACAAGCAGCUCUGUAACGGCAGAGGAACGUGUGAAUGUGGAACCUGCAAGUGCACUGAUCCCAAAUUCCAGGGUCCCACCUGUGAAACUUGUCCUACCUGUCCAGGGGUCUGCACUGAACACAAAGAGUGCGUCCAGUGCCGGGCGUUUGGUACAGGUGAGAAGAAGGAAACAUGUGAGAGGGACUGCAGCUACUUCAACCUGAUCAAGGUGAAGGACAGGGACAAGCUGCCCCAGCCCAAUGACGCCACCUACCCUGUGAUGCACUGCAAGGAGAGGGACGCCAACGACUGCUGGUUCUACUACACCUACGCCGUCAACAACAACACGCAGAAGGAGGUGCAUGUGGUGGACGCGCUGGACUGCCCCGCCGGGCCUGACAUCAUCCCCAUCGUGGCGGGCGUGGUCGCCGGCAUCGUCCUGAUUGGCUUAGCCCUGCUGCUCAUCUGGAAGCUGCUCAUGAUCAUCCACGACAGGAGAGAGUUUGCCAAGUUCGAGAAGGAGAAGAUGAACGCCAAAUGGGAUACGCAAGACAACCCAAUAUACAAGAGUCCUAUCAAUCAGUUCCAGAAUCCAAGCUAUGGACGUAAAGCUGCUGUCCUUUAAGGUGAAAAUCCCAUCUACAAAAGCGCUGUCACGACUGUGGUCAAUCCAAAAUAUGAAGGAAAAUAAUGGCAUCACAGCUUUUAAGAACUCUGCUAUCAAGUAUCCGACAACUGCAGUAUUUACCGCAGGUCUGGGGAGGAACCUGUGGUUGAGUUUCUGUCAUUUCUUUUUGUUGCUUCACCUUUAUAAUGUACCCAGCAGCCACUGCAUCUGUAUUUUUACUAACACCUAUGAUUUAUAUGCAUUUGUGAUAUUUUAGAUGUACAGUAUACAGUAUGUGUAUAUACUUUUAAGUUGCAUAUUUGCAAUAAACAAUGACAUGGUGUUUUGUUCCUGCCACAGGACUGGUAAUGGCAGAGGAUUAUUUUUUAACAGCACAAUGUGGACACUAUGGAUAUUCAGUUAUUCUGCAGCUUCUGUCUCGUUCUCACAGACUUCUCUGUCUCUUUGUCUCUCUGUGCACUGACUUCCUGUGUGUCUCUGUGUGUCAGACAGGACCUGAGUUAAAUAUGUAAAUUGUUAGCCAUAGCAGCACAUAAUGUCAAUGUGUUUGUGUAUAUAUAGAAAUCAACUGAAAUGUUAAGUAUUGAAUAAUAUUUCACAUUCAACUUAAAUUUGACCGUUCUAUUGAAACACAGUAGGCAAUGCGGUGGUUGUAAAUGUAGUUUUGAGCUGCAGCUUCACAUUUUGUUGCACUCUUUGUGAGUAUUGUUCUGAAGGAGUAAAUAAAUACACAAUAUGAAGAAUUGUUGUUAUCACAAAGGGACUGUAUACCACUUGUUGAAAUGAUGAUAUUGUGGCAGUGUCGAACGAUCCACAGAUUUGUAUAGUUAUGAUACAAGUUUAACGUUGAACAUUGUUUUACUUGCUUACUGCAUUAACUGUAUUACUCUUUCUCAGGUCCUUUCCUGUGUUCUUGUCAAGUACGCCAAAAAUAUGUUUUAUGUUGGCUUGUUUUCGUAGACCGGUGAACUCAUAUGUGAGUCAAUUCUGUCAAUUUUUAGAUCGUAUGACUGAAACAGAGUGUUUUCUGUUCCGACGUCACAUGAAUCACCUAUGGAUUUACUUUCACCUCCCAAUGCCUAUGAAGUACCACAGACAAGCCUUUACAGUAUUGUUUUCAAAGUGCCUUUUAUUUCAAUACCUUGUUCUCUCCCAAUGCUGUUUGAGUUAUUUAUUAAAUAAAGUUUAAAAAAUGUU
This is a messenger RNA of Eleginops maclovinus (Patagonian blennie), 3972 nucleotides long. It is a transcript of the gene itgb1a, whose product is annotated as integrin, beta 1a. Bases 337 to 2772 code for a protein of 811 amino acids. Gene Ontology annotation, molecular function: C-X3-C chemokine binding; fibronectin binding; laminin binding. The transcript has 17 exons. The record is from RefSeq and is a predicted model, not a curated record. Gene Ontology annotation, cellular component: cell surface; focal adhesion; integrin complex. Gene Ontology annotation, biological process: cell adhesion mediated by integrin; integrin-mediated signaling pathway; cell migration. NCBI's taxonomy places the organism in Eukaryota, Metazoa, Chordata, Actinopteri, Perciformes, Eleginopidae.